AUGGAAACACAAAUACGUUGGAGAGGUAUCACGCUGGGCCGCACCGCAGGCUACGGCCUCUGCGCCGGCUGCCCCGGCCGCACCCCAUGCCCGGCUGCUCGGCCUCCGCCCCGCGCCCCGUGCGCCCGCCUGCCGUCGCCGCAUGGUCGCGAAAGCCGGGUCACGGCCUCCGCACCGUCGGCCGCGCACCUCGCCUGGCCUCCGCACCGCGCCCUGUGUCCGUCCGCCCGGUUGUGCGCCGCGCUGUGCCCGCUCCCGGCCGUCCGGCCUCCGCCCGACUGUGCCCGUGGUCAUCCCCGCCCGUCCAUAGUUCCACACCCGACCGCGCUCCCGCGCUCUUUCCAGCCGCCCAUGGCCGGCGAGCCCGAGGGGCAGCGGCAGUUGCAGUAA
This is a messenger RNA of Aegilops tauschii subsp. strangulata, 390 nucleotides long. NCBI's taxonomy places the organism in Eukaryota, Viridiplantae, Streptophyta, Magnoliopsida, Poales, Poaceae. The record is from RefSeq and is a predicted model, not a curated record.